CUGAUCUGAUAAGAAUAGAUUGGCUUUUGUUUUAUAAAAGGCUGGAAUCCCGGUAAUUUGCUGAGCCGAAGACAUUGAACAAAUAAAAACAUAAAUUCCCAGUGAAAAUGCAAUCCCCAUGCGAAUACGAGUUUUCCCGGGGUAAUGGAACGGGUGUUGCUGAGGCGAUAGGAAACUGGGGAUUUUCCAACUGCAAUCCGGGCGGUAAUGAGGGAGGAAUUGACCGAGCGAAAUGUCUUCUCCAAGAGAUGCAGAAAUUGAAAACGCAGAGACAACCGUUGAGAGUAAAGUACAACCCUCUGGAUGAUCCUGGUGCUUGGCACGUGUGCCCUAGUCCUCACGAGUGCAAACCCUCCUGGAAUUUUGUGGAUAAACGGCCUCUCAUUACUUUCAACUCCGUCGCUGAGACAAUCCCUGUUUCAAGUUAUUUAUCCGUAAAACAAGAUGUGAAAAAUUCAAUUCCUGGACGCAAGUACCUCUGGGAGAAAACGUUCACGCCGAAAUGGUACCGAGUGCAUGGCAACGGCUGCUGCUUCUUGAAUAGCUGUUAUCCUGCCUGUUGAUAAUACCGGAAGUCUCAUUGAUGUAAAAAUAAAAAAUUAAA
Fopius arisanus is the source of this 604-nucleotide messenger RNA. RefSeq lists its product as uncharacterized. Bases 108 to 563 code for a protein of 151 amino acids. Lineage: Eukaryota; Metazoa; Arthropoda; Insecta; Hymenoptera; Braconidae. The record is from RefSeq and is a predicted model, not a curated record. The transcript has 3 exons.